Molecule: messenger RNA, 607 nt
Organism: Merops nubicus (carmine bee-eater)
Lineage: Eukaryota; Metazoa; Chordata; Aves; Coraciiformes; Meropidae
Product: SLIT-ROBO Rho GTPase-activating protein 3-like
Exons: 4
Biological process (GO): negative regulation of cell migration
Cellular component (GO): cytoplasm
Source: RefSeq, a predicted model, not a curated record
UGCUGUGACCUGGGGUUCCACGCCAGCCUCGCUCGGACCUUCAGGACUUACCUGUCUGCUGAGUACAACCUGGAGACCUCCCGCCACGAGGGCCUGGACGUCAUCGAGAACGCCGUGGACAACCUGGACGCACGGAGCGACAAGCACACCAUCAUGGACAUGUGCAACCAGGUCUUCUGCCCUCCCCUGAAGUUUGAGUUCCAGCCCCACAUGGGGGAUGAGGUGUGCCAGGUCAGUGCCCAGCAGCCCGUGCAGACCGAGCUGCUGAUGCGGUACCACCAGCUGCAGUCCCGCCUCGCCACCCUCAAGAUCGAGAACGAGGAGGUGCGGAAGACUCUGGACGCCACGAUGCAGACGUUGCAGGACAUGCUGACGGUGGAGGAUUUUGAUGUUUCAGAUGCCUUCCAGCACAGUCGCUCCACUGAGUCGGUCAAAUCAGCUGCAUCAGAGACCUACAUGAGCAAGAUAAACAUUGCCAAGAGGAGAGCCAACCAGCAGGAAACCGAAAUGUUCUAUUUUACAAAAUUUAAAGAGUAUUUGAAUGGCAGCAACCUUAUCACGAAGCUCCAGGCUAAACACGACUUGCUGAAGCAGACUCUUGGAGAAG